CAAUUGUAACGCAGGAGGCAGUGUACUACUAGCCAAUCCCAGCAUUGGAGGCGGGACUUGUCGAAAUACGAGUGGGAAACAAAAUCCGGUUAUUAGAAGAACCGGUAUUGAUGUGGAGAGUAGGCGGUCUCUCAGGAUCUCGUUCCUUCAUUCAAUUACAGCAGUCACGCUGCAUGGCGCACGAGUCUUCCUGCAUUAAGAGGCACUAGUGAAGAUUCUAUGGCCAGCCACACACUGUUGCUGUACUAGUCAACUUGUCGUGGCCAUACCACUCCAGGUACAUCAUGGGUGACGCAGACCAGAUGCACUUCACUGCAGUGGACUAUGCUAUCUUCGUACUACUCCUCGUAGCUUCAGCGGGCAUUGGCCUGUUCCAUGCAUUUUCAGGGGGCAGACAGAGAAGCACACGUGAGUUCCUGCUGGCUGACCGCAGCAUGAGCUGCCUACCUGUGUCACUGUCCCUACUUGCCACUUUCCAGUCGGCUGUAGCCAUCUUGGGUGCGCCGGCUGAAAUCUACGCUUAUGGCACGCAGUACUGGUUCCUGGGCUGCUCCUACUUCCUGGGCCUGCUCAUUCCGGCACACAUCUUCAUUCCUGUUUUCUACCGUCUGCGUCUUUCCAGCGCCUACCAGUAUCUAGAGCUUCGCUUCAAUAAAACUGUACAGAUCUGUGGCACUGUGACCUUCAUCUUUCAGAUGGUAAUCUACAUGGGAGUGGUGCUGUAUGCUCCUGCACUUGCACUGAAUGCAGUAACUGGUUUUGACCUCUGGGGGGCUGUUCUAGCAAUGGGGCUUGUGUGCACACUCUAUACAACGCUGGGUGGCCUGAAAGCAGUCAUUUGGACAGAUGUGUUCCAGACAAUUGUUAUGUUUGCUGGGCAGCUGGCUGUAAUCGUGGUGGGCACCCACCAGGCAGGUGGCAUAGCCGAGGUGUGGAAGAAAGCCCAGAACAGCAGCCGCAUCUCAGGCAUUGAGCUGAACCCUGACCCUCUGGAGAGGCACACAUUUUGGACAUUGUCUGUUGGGGGCAUCUUCCUCAUGCUGGCACUCUAUGGAGUGAACCAGGCUCAGGUCCAGAGAUACCUCAGCUCCCGCUCUGAAAGAGAGGCCAUCAUGUCCUGCUAUGUGGUGUUUCCAUGCCAGCAGAUAGUCCUGGCACUGGGUUGUCUCAUGGGGCUGGUAAUGUUUGCCCGCUAUGGUGAAGACAGUCCUUUGGACAAGGGCUAUGUCCAGACCAAUGACCAGAUGGUGUUGUAUUUUGUUAUGGAUGUGCUCAGAGACCUUCCUGGUUUGCCUGGACUGUUUGUUGCUUGUCUUUUCAGUGGAGCUCUCAGCACAAUUUCAUCUGCCUUCAACUCCCUGGCGACGGUUACCAUGGAAGAUCUGAUUAAGCCCUUUUAUCCCGGCAUGACCGAAGCCCGUGCCACGCUGCUAUCCAAAGGCCUUGCUCUUGGAUAUGGAUUGGUGUGUCUAGCUAUGGCUUACAUCGCUUCUCUAAUGGGCUCUGUGUUACAGGCAGCACUCAGUAUUUUUGGGAUGAUUGGUGGGCCUCUGCUUGGCUUAUUCUGUCUAGGCAUGUUCUUUCCCUGUGCCAACUCUGUUGGAGCAGUGACUGGCUUGGUGGCAGGACUGAUUAUGGCUUUCUGGAUCGGCAUUGGCAGCUUUGUCUCCCGUAUGAAAGCACCUGGAACACCCAUCUUUAAUGCCACGAUCGUUCAUGACACAGGCAACACAACUGCCAUCAUGGCUACUGUCAUCACCUCUAUUACAGCAAAACCCAGGCCCACUGGACUCCAGGCUCUCUAUUCGUUGUCCUACAUGUGGUACAGUGCUCACAACUCAACCACAGUUGUAGUGGUAGGACUGUUGGUCAGCCUUCUCACCGGACCCUGGAAGGAGAAGGAUUUGACCCCGGGUACUGUUUACCCCGUGUUGGGAAUGCUGCUUUUCUUUCUACCUGAGCGCUAUAAAGAGAAGCUGUGCUGUGUUACUCCUCUGGACCACAAGUCCGAGGCUCUGGACAGGCAGCCAUAUAAAAAUGGAAAGAAAGAGAACGGCAUUGUCCAAAUUCAAGAUGAAGACAAGAAUGAACGGGAGGAGUCCAAAAACUCACAGGUUUCUUGCAAGCUGGUGAAUGUUGAGCAGGAGACGGCUUUGUGAUUUUCUCUAAAUCCAUUACAUAACAUGUUCAAGGCCAUAUUUAUUGUAUUAUAAACCAAGAGGGGAAAUGACUGAUGAUGUCAAAAAAGGUCCGUUUCUAUAGAUGUUCACUGUUCAGAUCAUACUUUUGCACAAUCUGCUGUUAUGUUAUAAUGAUAAGGCAGUGUUGACAAAUAUAGCACUAAAUUCAUGAACGGAGAUGUGUGAAAUGUACAAUUCAAUUUCUAUAUACUGUACUGUGCAAAAGUCUUAAGCACAUGCAAAGAAAUGCUCUAGAGCAAAGAUAACUUCAAAAAUAAUGAAAUUAAAUGUUUCUCUAUUUUAAAAAAAUACUAUAAAGAGCAGGAAACAGUAAUAAAUGAAAUGAAGGCAAUGUUUGGUGUGAUGACCCUUUGCUUAAAAAAAAAAAUUAGUCUCUGGUAGAAUUUGUACAGUUUUAAGAAAUGAGGAAUAAGGAAAUGAGCUGUAAGUUUUUUUUGAGCAUCUUGCAGAACCAGCCACAGUCCUUCUGGAGACUUUUGAGUGUCGCACUUGAUUCGCACUUGAUUAAGCAGCCGUCAUUGUGUUUUUCUGUUUUUUUUUUUUUUUGUCUGAAAAGUGUCUCUUACCACUUAAUAUGCUGGUCUCUUUACUGACUAAAAUGUUUUUGUACUGACCCGAUAAUGUUGAAGUCAUAAAAUAAAAAUCUAUAACAAAGUUUGUAUUAAAAAAUAGGGUGCCUAAGACGUUUGCACAGUACUGUACUUAAAUGUGUCAUGAGAAUUGACCAAUUAAGCAAACAGCCUCAGCAAUUGUGCAUUUAAUAGAAAAUGAAGACCUAUGUCUAAGUGACUAGAAGCAAAAGAAAAUGUACUUAGUCAUAGGCUCAGCAUUUGCACGUUGCAUAGAAAACGACCUGUUUGCUUAAUUGGUCAAUAGAAUAAAACCACAUACUUGGAGCAUUUUAUUACCUGUUUUCAAUACAGUUCGGUCAAUUUUUCUACUUAACCAGGUUUGUUUGAAAUAUUUUCCCCUGAAAAAAAUCAGUAGUUUGUGUCAUUUAUUAUCUUAUUAUCCACCUAAAUAACUGCACACUUCAGCUAAAGCUCCCUAUUUCUGGUGUCUCCAUGAUGUAUUGUACAUGAAGCACAAAAGGCAACCUCUGAGUCUGGCCAAUGACUGACAAAUCCAGUUUUAUGCUAAGUUACGUUCAUCCAGCCUGUUAACAUUGAACAGUAAGGCACUAUUAUUGGUGAAUGUGAUGUGUUUGUCUGGGGAACAUAAAUUUAUCUGUACUGCUAAGUUUAGUUACCAUUAGCCUUUUUACAUUACCACCGAACCUCUUGGUGUCUGAGUUACUUGAGCAAACUUCAGGCUUAAUAAUCUUUAGUGGCUUAGUGGUUAGCACGUUUGCCUCACACCUCCGGGGUUCGAGUCCCGCCGGGGCCAUGUGUGUGCGGAGUUUGCAUGUUCUCCCCAUGCUGUGGGGGUUUCCUCCGGGUACUCCGGUUUCCUCCCCCAGUCCAAAGACAUGCAUGGUAGGCUGAUUGCCGUGUCUAAAGUGUCCGUAGUGUACGAAUGGGUGUGAGAGUGUGUAUGUGAUUGUGCCCUGCGAUGGACUGGCACCCUGUCCAGGGUGUACCCCGCCUUGUGCUCGAUGCUUCCUGGGAUAGGCUCCAGGUUCCCCGUGAUCCUGAAAAGGAGUAAGCGGUAGAAGAUGGAUGGAUGGAUGGAUGUCAGGGACUCCAUAAAAGACCUAUUGGAGAUUGAGGAUGCUGCUACAGGGGGACUUCUCCAUUCAUUGCUCCAUUCAAUUGUUCCUCAUGUCCAAACAUCAUAAUUUAUUCUAAACAUCUCGUGGAAAUGUAUUAUGUUUGUACUGCGAUAAUGUUUUUUAGUGUUUGGAAAAGUUUUGUUGGCAGUGGGAAUGCUCUGAUUAUAAACUUUUCCAGCCACCAUAAUUGUCUUAUGGUUUAUGAGAUGUUAAAAAUUACUAUAUUACCAAACACUUUUUGCAGAUUGAUCACUACUUACAAUAAAUAUAAAACAUCUACACACCCCUGUUAAAAUGGCAGGUUUUUGCGACGUAAAAAACAAAGAUAAAUCAUCUUUUCUCACCAAUAAUGUGAAAUUGCAAGGUAUACACAAAGUGAAAAACAAUCAACUUUUUUAGCGGGGGGAAAAAAAAAAAAAAAACUUAGUUGCAUAAGUGUGUGCACCCCUAAACUAAUACUUUGUUGAAGCAGAUUUUGAUUUUAUUACACCUCUGUCUUUUUGGGUAAGAGUUUAUCAGCAUGGCACAUCUUGACUUGGCAAUAUUUCCCGACUCUUUCUUAUAAAAUCUUUCUAGAUCUAUCAAAUUGUGAGGACAUCUCCUGUGCACUGCCCGCUGAAAGGUGAAAUUCCUUUUCAUCUUCAGCUUACUAAGGUUUUGCAAUAAAUUUAACUGGUAUUUGUAACUAUUCAUGAUUCCCUCCACCUUGAUAAAAACCCCAGUUCUAGCUAAAGAAAAGCAGCCCUAAAGCAUGAUAUUGCAACCACCAUGCUUCACCAUGGGUAUGGUGUUCAUUUGGUGGUGUGGGUGUUUGUUUGUUUGUUUGUUUUUUUGUGUACCAGACGUGCCUUUUGGAAUUAUUAUACCUUUUUGGAGUUGGUCUCAUCAAACCAUAAAACAUUUUCCCACAUGGUUUGGGGUAAUUUGGUUGAGCUUGGAUGGGUUUUUUUUUUUAGCCACCCUACCCAAUAUCCCAGACAGUAAUCAGUACUUGUCCAAUAUUCCUGCAGCUCCUUUAAUGUUGCCGUAGGUCUCUUGGCAGCCUCCCUGGUAAGUUUUUGUCUUGUCCUUUUGUAAAUUUUGGAAAAAUGUACAAAACAAAUGACAAAAGCCACCACCAUUUUCUCCACGGUGGUGCUUCUAACAGUGUUCCAUGGUACAUCUGAUGUUUUGGAUAUUUGUUAUACCCCUCUCCUGAUUGAUUCCUUUUGACAGUGAGACCCUGUACAGGCUUUUUCAGUUCUUUGUGGACCAUGACUUCAGCAGUCAGAUGAAACCAAGAUGUGAAGAAAAUCCUACAGAAACAGCUGAUCUUUAUUUUGGGUUAAUUGGAAUAAUUUCAUUGAUAACAGCUGUAUGAUGAUUACUUUUGAACGUGAGCGUGAAUGUGAUUGGGUCAUUCUGAACACAGCAAUAUCCACAAUUAUAAAAGGGUGUGCACACUUAUGCAACCAGUUUAUUGUAACUUUUUUUUUUUUUAAUCCUUUAAAAUGUUUUUGUUUUUCGUAAAAUUUUUAGGUUAUAAUUUCACAUUGAGGCUGGAAAAAGUUCUGACAUGAUUUAUCUUGUCAAUUUUUUUGAUUAAACCAUUUUAAGAGGGGUGUGUAGGCUUUUUAUAUCCACUGUAGGUUAGUUCAAUUAGGGUUUUUAUGGAGCUCUCAUUUGGUGAACAGAAUUACAGGAUUGCUACUGAGAAGGAUAUUUGCAGUGCUGCCAUCACGUUGGAUAAAAUGUGAUGCCAUAUACUGCCUUUCAGAUGGAAAGCACAGGCUGUGACCGUUUAUGUGGCUUUGUCUGUGUUGAAUAUUGUGAUCUAUGGUAGAACUUAUUAUGCUUAGUUAUUUAUUUAUUUUUUAAAAUUCUUCAUCAAAAUACUUGAAAGGAUUUCCAUGUGGUCAGCAACAUGAGCAUCUUAUACUGGAAGAGUCCACCCAUCUGUGUCCUCAAAGAGAAUCUAAAUAUGUGAUGGAGGUUUUCCAUAACAUACUGUGGGUCAAUGAGGAAGCAUUUUUUUUUUUUUAAAUCUUUGAUAAACACAUGGUGUGUGUUAAAAUAUUUAAAUACAGGCAUCCCGUACAUUGAAUACUUAAACCUGGCCGGUUUUUGAUCUAGUUUUCAGUAUAAUUUUUUUUUGCAUUUUGUCAUCAGUGACUUGUUUUAGCAGCCAAAAUCAUAGCACACUUAAUUUUGUGCACCUUGGUUUUUAAAUCCUUCAUAUUUUCUCCAACAUAAGUCCUGAAAGCCAUCCCAUGUGACAUUUUAUGUCAAGCUUCUUGUGAUUCUGUGAAGGCUUAGUGUUUCUGUGAGUAUGAGAUUUGUUUCCCACUGUGAAGCAGCAUUUGUGAUGUAUCUUGUUUUUCUCAUGCCUUUUAGAUUUAUUUGUAGUGUUUACAAAAUGGACCUUGAAUUCGUUUAUUUCCAAAGAUAUAUAGAUAAGAUGUUUGCUGGACAUUAUUUUUUGUCUCUGCCUGCAUAUCGCUGCAAGUGGUAUGUUGUUGCGAUUAGACACAUUUUGGUCAUUCUGAAAUCCCUGAUGACAUUCAAGGACCUAGUAAAUAUUUAUUUACUUUCAGAAAUUAGUAUUGAUGGACAUGAAGAGUGCUUGCAUUGCCUAAAGCAGUGUUUCCCAAUUCUUGUUCUAGGGCAUUAUCGAUUAUCCUACAGUAUCUGCACAAUGGUGCAUUCAGUCUGUUACUACAAAAAACAUGAUUUAAAUGGAUACUUGCUGUUGUUUUUUCUUGGGAUCAGAACUUUAAGAACCCUCUUAACUGCACUGAAAUAAAUUGGGUUUAGUUUAGACUGUAGUGUCACUGCCAGAGAGUCAUCUUGCCAGCUUCUAGCAUGUAACACUGACAUGAAGUUAUUUGUCCUGUUGUCUUCUGACGGGUAGAAGUGAAUUAACUUUUCAUAAACGUUUGUAGUCCUAGAAGCUGCAUGCUGUCUGUCCAUCAUAUAAUUCAUACCUGACAUUACUUGAAAAGUGUGUACUAAUGCUUUCUUUCAGCAUCUCACUUUCACGGUCACGUUAUUACUAAUAUUUUCCCCUGUAACAAAUGCACAUUAUUGUAUGAGGUCAAACUUAAUUUUAUUCUCACAAAAAAUUUUUUACAACUAUAUUUCAAUAAUUGUUUUUAGAAGAUUAAAUCUUACCCUUAAUUAGCUAAAUCUUUACAUUGCAAGGUGUAAGGUAUUUUUUUUUUUUUUUUUAAUUUAUGUAUCGCCUGUUAAGUCCAGAAAGCACUGUGAUGGUCACUGCUCCCUCAAUGCUUUAAUUUUCUGUAAGUUUUGAUUUAUUUAUUUGUUUUUUUAAAAAACACUUUUUAUUUUACUGUAUGUAGUAAGAAAGCAUAACACUCAAGUUAUUACAAUCCAGAUGCAUAUUAUUUGUAUAAUAUUAUGAAAAUAUUUUUUAUAGAUAUUUUCAUUUACAGGUGGUUUCCCAUUUUAUAGUCAUUGUGUGCAUUCCAAAAAAAACACUCAUAAUAUUUAUAUAUAUUUAUUUGUGUGUGUGUGUAUGAAUAUGCAAUGGAGUCAGACCAGCUUCAUUGCGUUUGGCUGUGCCUUCACUCUCUUUCUUUGAUUGGUUGUUGAAGUUUCAGAGAACCUUCAGGAAGCACUCUGAAGAGGCAUGUGUUAUUCGAUAGGGAACAAUGAUAGCGAUGACACUUUACACACUUACUUGAGCAAUGAUAGCGAUGACACUUUACACACUUACUUGAGCAAUGAUAGCGAUGAAAUAUACUUUGUGCUCUUGGAAGCCAAUCAAAACAAUAAGAUAAUGAAGAAUAUUGUAUACUUUAAAAAAAUAAAUAAAUGAAAUGUC
Molecule: messenger RNA, 7735 nt
Organism: Ictalurus furcatus (blue catfish)
Lineage: Eukaryota; Metazoa; Chordata; Actinopteri; Siluriformes; Ictaluridae
Gene: slc5a6a
Product: solute carrier family 5 member 6a
Exons: 16
Coding region: 285-2159 (624 amino acids)
Biological process (GO): sodium ion transport; pantothenate transmembrane transport; biotin transport
Cellular component (GO): membrane
Molecular function (GO): sodium-dependent multivitamin transmembrane transporter activity
Source: RefSeq, a predicted model, not a curated record